CAAGACCAGCAGAAGGGGGACACCAGAUCCCUUGACCAGGGGCAGAAGAGAAGACGUUGCCAUCUCAUCCGUGCCAAUAUCCAGCAAGGAUGCAGCUCUCCGGCCACCUGCUGCUCUUUGUGGCCGCCCUAUGCGCCCCAGGAAACAGCGACGUCCUUUUCCGCUGCCCACAGUGCACCCCGGAACGCCUGGCCGCCUGCCCAUCUUCCCGUCCGCCCUGCAUGGAGCUGGUGAGAGCCCCGGGCUGCGGCUGCUGCUCAGUGUGCGCCCGGCUGGAGGGCGAGUCGUGCGGGGUGUACACUGCCCGCUGCUCCUCUGGACUGCGCUGUUACCCCAACCCGGGCUCUGAGCUUCCCCUGCAGGCGCUGGUACAGGGGCAGGGCACAUGUGCCAAGAGGAGAGAUGCAGAGUACGGCAGCAGCCAGGAGCGCUGGCCAGAAACUCCAGAGGAUCGGCCAGACAACAUGCUCGUGGACAACAACUUGGACGCUGGGCCAGUGGUGACUAAUGAUAACUUACCAAGGAAGCCCCAGCGAACAUCAAUGAAGGAUAUCGCUUUGACUCGUGAAAGAGCCAACGAGCAGCAGAGAUCCAAAGUCAACAAGCAUCUUAAUGAGGACAAGAAGAACGCACGGCCUUCAGUGCCCAGGAGUCUGUGUCAGCAGCAGCUGGACCAAGUCCUGGAGAGGAUCUCGUCCAUGAACCUCCCUGAUGAGAGGGGUCCGCUGGAACACCUCUACGCCCUCCACAUCCCCAACUGCGACAAGAACGGCCUCUUCAACCUCAAACAGUGCAAGAUGUCUGUGAACGGUCAGCGGGGUGAGUGCUGGUGCGUCAAUCCCCAGAACGGCAAGACGAUCACGGGAGCACCCAUGAUACGAGGAGACCCGGAGUGCCACCUGUAUUAUCCGGGCAACGAGGAGGAGCGCAAGCAGCGUGCGCAGUAGUCCGCCCGCGUACUGCCAGUUAAUAUCACAGUGUCUGUAUUUAUACAUAAUGGGGUUAAACUGACACAAUAUGACAGUUUUGAAAAUGGGCUGGUUGAAGUGUAAGCUCUUUCGCUCAAACUUGUCUUUGAAACCUCCUCGCCAUUACUACCAGGCCAAGACCGUCACUGUUUGGCAUCAUCUGGAAGGUGCCAUUUCCAUUUUUUUU
This is a messenger RNA of Nanorana parkeri, 1155 nucleotides long. RefSeq names its product insulin like growth factor binding protein 2 (gene IGFBP2). Gene Ontology annotation, cellular component: extracellular region. Gene Ontology annotation, molecular function: insulin-like growth factor I binding; insulin-like growth factor II binding. Lineage: Eukaryota; Metazoa; Chordata; Amphibia; Anura; Dicroglossidae. The transcript has 4 exons. Gene Ontology annotation, biological process: regulation of insulin-like growth factor receptor signaling pathway. The record is from RefSeq and is a predicted model, not a curated record. Bases 90 to 947 code for a protein of 285 amino acids.